Messenger RNA from Micromonas pusilla CCMP1545, 993 nucleotides. RefSeq lists its product as uncharacterized. The coding region runs from base 1 to 909 and encodes 302 amino acids. The transcript has 3 exons. The record is from RefSeq and is a predicted model, not a curated record. Gene Ontology annotation, cellular component: motile cilium. NCBI's taxonomy places the organism in Eukaryota, Viridiplantae, Chlorophyta, Mamiellophyceae, Mamiellales, Mamiellaceae. Gene Ontology annotation, biological process: cilium assembly.
AUGAACUACUACACGAAGCAGGAGAUGGACGGGGGGAUGCGGUACACGGGGAAGUGCCGCAUCGGGAACUGGAACGAGAACGACACCAUGGACGAGGUGCGUCUCAAGGACUACAUAGCAAAGCGCGAGUCCGGCACGCUCAAGAUGGACAAGUUCAACAAGCGCAUGGCGACCGCGCUCCAGAAGGUCGAGCUCACGAAAGGCCCGGACGAGUACGUCCGCUUCGGCGACGUCAUCCAGCUCGAGAACCUCAGGACGGGCGCGGUGAUCAGCGUCGACGCGGAGGCGCGCGACCCGCGACCCGCAGAGAACGCCUGCGCGGUGUCGGCUUCGUUCCAAACUUCGCCGUGCGCUCGGAACACGUUCACUCUGGAGCGGUACGCGCCCACGAACCCCAACGCGAUGCACGACGCGUACGACGACGACCUCCUUCACUACGGCCAGAAGGUGAAGCUCGUGGUGAACCCGGCGGCGUUGGAGGAGGUUUCGCACGGCGGCGUUCUCGCGCGGUUAAAGUCGUUUCCGGUUUCGCAGACGCACUUUUCGAAGCUCGCGAGGGAGUGCGAGUACGUCGCGUCGUGGAACGACGGGUACGAGUGCGUGUUCCAAAUCUUGACUCCGGACCCGACGAAGCGGCUCGUGAGCGAGGGCGUCGCCGUCAUGGCGGGCGCGCCGAUCGUCAUGCUCCACUGCAACACGAACCAACUCGCGUCGGUGAGCGGCGCGGCGUUUGAAAACGAUUUCGGCCAGGAGCUCGAGGUGAGCGGGAAAACCGCGGUCGGCGCGGGUAACUCGUACGUCAUGGAGGGGAUCGCGACGGGGAAGCCCCAGAGCAUGUCUCAGAAGGCGCCGCAGGACGUGAACGUGUUCACGAUCGUGUCCGGGGCGACGCCCGCGGCCACGGCGUGACGCGACGCGACGCGCGCGGGCUGGCGAAGGGAAGUUAAGUUUCUUCGAAGCGUUUUGUAAUUAUUACUCGCAACUUACGACCUC